AUGAUGGAGCCUUUCCAGCUUCCAUACCAGAAUUAUCAGAGAGGGGACCUAGUCAUUGGAGGAAUUGCUAAUUAUUUUGGCUUUGUAUUUGAAGAAAAAGAUUUCCAUGAGCACCCAAACACAAAGCUUAUAGAUGAACUCUUUGAAGUACUGAAGUACUACCAGAAUACCCUCUCCCUGGUGUUUGCUGUGAAAGAGAUAAACGAGAGCCCUAAUAUCGUACCGAAUAUGACCUUUGGGUUCCACGUCUAUGACAGCUACAUAAAUGCAAGGAUGACUUAUCAGAACACCCUGAAACUUCUGUCCAUCACAGAAAGGAUUGUCCCCAACUUCAUAUGUGACAAGAAAAAAGAAAAGUUAGCUGUUAUUGGCGGACUUGACUCUGACAUCUCCCCCUCCACAUGGAUUGCUUACUGCAUAUUAGCUCCAGUGAGAAGCCCAGAGUUGCAGCCCCAGACAUUCUACCGAACAGUGCCCAAUGAGAAAUAUCAAUAUGCAGGGAUUGUCAUGCUACUUCUACAUUUCCAGUGGACCUGGGUAGGAAUUGUGGCAUCCGAUGAUGAAAAUGGAGAGAGCUUUAUGCAAAGCUUAGUGCCAAUGCUUUCUCAGCAUGGAGUCUGUACAGCUUUCAAUGAAAAACUACCAGCCGUAUCUCAGGGCAUUGUUGAUAUCAGUUUCUUGGAACUCAUUCGGGCCAAGUCCUCGUUCCUGAUGGCCUCAGAAGUUAACAUAUUAGUUCUGUGUGCAGAACCUGAGACCAUUACAGUUGUGAAAUGGAUGCAAUAUUUCUUUUCAUUAGCUGAAGAUAUUGCAGAGAAGUCUACAGGCACUGUGUGGAUUUUGACAGCCCAGUGGGCUUUCUCUUCAGAAACCAUGCAAAGGUAUUAUGACAUACAAGUCUUUGAUGGUGCCUUGUCUUUUGCAAUUCACACAGAGAAAGUCCAGGGAUUUAAAAAAUUCCUUCAGACCCUGAACCCCAAUUCUCCAAAGGGAGAUGGGUUCCUCCAGGCUUUUUGGCAACGGGCAUUCAACUGUUUGUUUUCUGCUUCCAAUGGGCACAAGGAAAACACAAAGACCUGCACUGGCCAUGAGAGUCUGGAGAGCCUUCCUGGGCAUAUUUUUGAAAUGACCAUGACUGGCCAAAGUUACAGUAUCUAUAAUGCGGUUUAUGCCAUUGCACAUACUUUACAUCAGAUGCACUCAUCCAGGUCAAAAUGCAGAAUGAUGGCAGACAGAGGUGGGCUCGAUCCUCCAAAAUUGCAACCUUGGCAGCUGCACUCGUUCUUGAGGAGUAUCUCCUUCAACAACAGUGCUGGUGACUUAGUGUCGUUUGAUGAGAAGGGGGAAUUAGCAGGUGGAUUUGAUAUUAUUAACUGGGUUACUUUUCCAAACCAAACCUUCUCCCGAGUAAAAGUAGGAAAGAUAGUUCCACAAGAUUCACAAUAUGUAGACUUCAGCAUGGAUGAGGAAGCCAUCACAUGGCACAGAUCGUUUAAUCAGCAGUUCAGUACUCCUAAAGAGAAGAGCAGCUGCACUGAUAUCUGGAAGAAAAAAGAGAUAGUUGGGGAAACUAAAUCCAGAACUUUUACAAAGGAGAUCUGUGGAAAUAGGUGUGGAAUAUAUAUGGAUUAUUGUUUCCAAUGCCAAGAUGAUCAAUUUCCAAACAAGGACAGAGAUCAAUGCCUCCCCAAACGCCAACAUUUUCUUUCCUACGCAGAACCUUUAGGGGUCCUUUUAGCUUCCUUAGCUCUGGUCUUUUCUCUGGUCACAGCUUGGAUACUUGGCGUCUUCUCUAGGAAUGGGGACACUCCCAUUGUCAAAGCCAACAACCGGGACCUCACCUACACUCUGCUUCUUUCCCUCUUGCUCUGCUUCCUCUGCUCCUUGCUGUUCAUUGGCCAGCCUCACCCAGUGAGCUGCUCUUUACGACAAGCUGCUUUUGGCAUCAUCUUCUCCAUUGCUGUGUCUUGUGUCUUGGCCAAAACCAUCACGGUGGUUCUGGCUUUCAUGGCCACCAAACCAGGAUCCAGGAUGAGGAAAUGGGUGGGGAAAUCUCUCACAAACUCUGUGCUUCUUGGUUGCUGCUCCGUUCAAACCAGCAUUUGUGCUGCUUGGCUCUGUAUGGCUCCUCCAUUCCCAGAUGUGGACAUGAACUCUCUGAUGGAGGAAAUCAUUGUGGAAUGCAAUGAAGGUUCUGUCGCGAUGUUUUAUUCUGUCCUGGGUUAUCUGGGAUUCCUGGCCAUGGUCAGCUUCACUAUGGCUUUCCUGGCCAAGAGGUUGCCGGACAGUUUCAACGAAGCCAAGUUCAUCACCUUCAGCAUGUUGGUGUUCUGCAGCGUUUGGCUGUCCUUUGUUCCCUCUUAUCUGAGCACCAAAGGAAAGCAGAUGGUGGCUGUGGAGGUCUUUUGCAUCUUGGCCUCCAGCGCAGGUUUGCUGGGUUGUAUCUUUGCCCCCAAAUUGUACAUCAUUCUUCUGAGGCCCGACUUGAACAGCAAAGACCACUUAAUUCUGAGGAGCAAAUAG
Messenger RNA from Podarcis raffonei (Aeolian wall lizard), 2523 nucleotides. Its product is annotated as vomeronasal type-2 receptor 26-like. Gene Ontology annotation, biological process: G protein-coupled receptor signaling pathway. The record is from RefSeq and is a predicted model, not a curated record. Gene Ontology annotation, molecular function: G protein-coupled receptor activity. NCBI's taxonomy places the organism in Eukaryota, Metazoa, Chordata, Lepidosauria, Squamata, Lacertidae. Gene Ontology annotation, cellular component: membrane. The coding region runs from base 1 to 2523 and encodes 840 amino acids. The transcript has 6 exons.